Molecule: messenger RNA, 795 nt
Organism: Cantharellus anzutake
Lineage: Eukaryota; Fungi; Basidiomycota; Agaricomycetes; Cantharellales; Hydnaceae
Exons: 5
Coding region: 1-795 (264 amino acids)
Source: RefSeq, a predicted model, not a curated record
AUGACCAUGCAGAAAUUUGAUCCCAAGUCCUGGCAGGAGAACCCCAACAAACGCUCUCUCUGGUCCACUGCCUACCUCUUUGGUAUGACAGAUAUUGUGCUGCUGCCUCAGAUGCAUGAGGAUGCACUCCUCAAGUCUCUCAUUAAUGGACAUGCCCAGUAUUUACUCAAUAAUUCUACCUCCCUGCUCAACGCUUUCAUCGACAGCAACCUCCAAGAUGAUGUUUUUUUGUUGCACCACAUUCCUCAUGACUGGAACCAUACACCAUCUGAUGACUGCCUCCAUAAGCGCAUCAAGAAUUACCUUAGUCAUACAUUGGCCUUGACCUUGACCUCUGAUGCACCCAUUGCCAUCAACAAUGCAAUUACUCUGCUCCAAAGCACCCUACCCCAACUGACUGGGUCUCCCCCUCAGUGCCCUGGCCCAUUGUCAGCCAACCACACCAAGGAGAAGAUAGCUAGUAAGGCCGCUUCUGGCAAGAAGCCACGUUUUGCCAUGAUGUCAGGUCUGCAAGUGGAGUUCCCACUUCACUUGAUGGAUGCAUCCAAACCCACCAUGUCCCACAUUCUUGAUAUCCAAGACUCCUGGACCACCGAACAUGCACUAUGCACUAUCACAUCUGACAUGGGUGUGGACUUCAACAUCCAUAAGAUUGCAUAUAAGACUUUGGCAAUGAAGAUACCUUUGUGGUCAGCCUUGAAGCCCAGUGCGAUAUCCAAUUGCGUGCUCAAGGGCAAAAACACCUCAAAAUUUUCAAUCUGUUUUUCAGUUGGCAGUCACCAAAACCAAAUCUAA